GAAGCAUAUCUUAAAUGCAAUUGGGCAGAUCGUUCUUCAUCUCCUCUCCUGGCGAUGUACUUUUUCUUUUUUCUUUUUUCUUUUUUCUUUUUUUUUUAUAAUUUUCAACUUUAUCACAUUCAAACUAAUCGACCGCAAGAUAUGGGGAUGUGAUACCUGUAUCACCAUUGUUUCUAUCAAACCCCACCAUCAUUCGAAGAUUGUUUCCUUUGUUCCGUCACACCGUCAAUCGCUGCCACAAACAUCCGCACUGCAACCGCCGCGACACCACCGUAAUACUCCGCCGUGACCGUCUCGCCGCACAACCUUACCGCAAAGAGUCGUUCGCCACCGUAGCACUACCAUCGGCCGCCGCGAAUCAGUUGUGCCACCGAAAUCAUCUGCCAUCAUACCAGCUACCGUACUCCGUCGUCCUAUUUGUGCAUGUUCAGUUAUUUGCAUAUGAUACUGUCAAGAAAAGUUUGACUCCUAAACUCGGAGAAAAGUCAAAGCCCAGUAUACCCGAGUCACUAAUCGCAGGUGCUGCUGCUGGAAUUAGCUCCAUCAUAUGCACCUACCCUCUUGAAUUACUGAAAACCCGACUCACAGUCCAGGUGAGGAUGAGCAACAUGACAAGUGAAAGCGAGGAGGACAGGACAACGUCCAACAAAGCUGAUCCUGAUGAUGAAGUUAGCACUGGCACUCUGAAGAAAGGUCCAUGGACAUCUGCUGAAGAUGCAAUCUUGGUGGCUUAUGUAACCAAAAAUGGAGAAGGCAACUGGAAUACUGUUCAGAAGCAUUCUGGCCUUUCUCGUUGCGGUAAAAGCUGUCGAUUAAGGUGGGCAAACCACUUAAGACCUGAUCUUAAAAAAGGUACAAUUACACCCGAGGAGGAGCGCCGUAUCAUUGAACUCCAUGCUAAGAUGGGUAACAAAUGGGCCCGCAUGGCUGCUGAGUUACCUGGACGUACAGAUAAUGAAAUCAAGAACUUUUGGAACACAAGAACGAAAAGAAGACAGCGUGCUGGAUUACCGAUUUACCCUCAUGACAUUUGUUUGCAAACGCUAACUGACAAUGCACAAACCCAAAACACGGCCACUUUCAAUACAUCACAUGCUGAAAUCUCCCCAAAUAAUACCUUUGCAUGUCCAGCUGUCGAGUUCAAGAGGUUGGAAUUAAAUAAGGAGUUAUACAUACCAAACAUUCUUGAUCUUCCUGGAGGCGCUCUGGGAUCCAGUACGUGUAAUAGCGAUUUUCUUUUCCCGGUGCCAAAACGUGUCAGGAGAGCCGAUACUUAUCCGGUAUUUGAUGGUGACCCCGAUGAAUAUUUCUCCAUCACUUGUUCGUAUGAUCAAAACUUGAAUGCCUAUUUUAACGGCAACACUUCUUCUUCUUCUUCUGAGCCCAUUUUGUGGGCCCAGAAGUCGGAGCUCCCUUCAAUCCAGUAUUCUACCCAAAUGGGUAGUUGUUCUUCCCCACUGCCUUCACUUGAAUCUGUUGAUACGUUAAUCCAACAGUCGGUUUUAAUGGGUCAAACAAAGUCUGACAGGGACAGUGGGUUGAUAGAUGCAGUGCUGUUACAAUCCCAAAAUUUGAAUACCACCGACAGUUCGUCUCAGCCGGAUGACUGGGAAGCGUAUGGCGGGGGGGAUCCUUUGUCACCUUUGGGUCAUUCUGCAGCUUCUGUUUUGAGUGAAUAUACUCCUCAUUUAGGUGGAGGAAGCUCAACGGACGAACAUCAAUCGGUUGAGGCCAUUUCAGUUAAGCAUGAAGCAGAGGAAUUUGGUGCUAAGCAAGAGGACGAGAAACCCAACCAUUCAAGACCAGAUUUUGUUAUGGACAACUGGUUUGGUUCCAGUUCAAAUGCUGCAGAAGAAGACUAUAGUAACAGCGACCCGAUUCGUGCACUUCUUGGUGAUGAUGAUUUUGGCUGUGACAUUUCACCGUUUCACUACCAGUCUACUGGAAAAUUGGAUGACAUCUCUGAAAUUUGCAUAGGCUCGGGAAACCGUUAAAAUGUCGUAAGUCAUGUUUCAGUUUUAAAAGGACUAUUUGGUCAUGGUUUAAAAGGAGAUGUGGCCCAUUUUCAGACCAUCUUUUUCAAAUUCAACUGGACCUUUGUGAUGUGGAUGUUAAAGACUGUUUCAGCUAUAUUUCCACUAAAUAUUUGAUGAAUAAUCUGAAUGA
Helianthus annuus (common sunflower) is the source of this 2166-nucleotide messenger RNA. Its product is annotated as transcription factor MYB33. The transcript is spliced from 5 exons. Lineage: Eukaryota; Viridiplantae; Streptophyta; Magnoliopsida; Asterales; Asteraceae. The record is from RefSeq and is a predicted model, not a curated record. Bases 600 to 1994 code for a protein of 464 amino acids.